UACAGGAAGUACUUGUGAAAACAGGUGAUACAGUUGUCUUAAAUUGUACAUGCACCAGUCAAACAAACGGGCUCUGGGAUGGACCAAAUAAAUCAGCAUCAAGGAUAAACGGUCUGCACGAAAAAAAAUUAAUGCCAUAUGCACAGGGGACGCUACUUAAUUCAAAACUUAACUUAUCAAAAUAUUAUAUUAUGGGAAGUUAUAAGAACAGAACUUGUAACUUAAUGAUUAAAAACUUUGUGGCUAACGAUGAAGGAAAAUACCAUUGUCAAUAUGUAGAAAAUGACACAACAAUUAGUCGUUUUUACAAAGUUCACAUACAGACUCCGCCUGAUGUCUCAAUUAAAACAACACAUUUAGAAAAUGUAACGUAUCUUGAAUGCCAUGCUACCGGUAGUUCUGGGCCAUACACGUCCAAAAAUUGGGAACAUAAAUCAGUAUCUGGUAAACAUAUACGAUAUAUAGAAGACGCAAAAGACGGUACACUUGUACUUCAGAAAGACAAUUAUCAAAACAGCGGGAUAUUUAUAUGCAGAGUGAACAAUGGCAUCAUUGAUAUAAGCGGAGAGCAUGAUCAGAAAAAGAAAGUAUUGGUACAUUACGAAGGGCCACCGGUGUUUGUUUUAAACAAUAGCAAAACUUGGUUAGGUCAGUGUCAUGGGGAAGUUAUUGUUACUUUGAAAGUCUUUACUUCAUCAUAUAUCACUAGUGAACUAAUUCCCAAACUUGAGGAAGAGAAUGACAAAAGUCAAUCGUCUGAAGUAAUAGGUUCAUUGAUGAAUUUGACAUGUAGAGAGCAUUUAGUUUUCUAUAAUGUCAGUGUUAAAGUGCCAUGCAUAGAAGUGACAUUUAAUUUGACCAAAUCUAUGAAAGACGAUAGCAGGAAUUAUUCUGCGAAAGUGUGUAAUAAAUUUGGGUGUGAUUUCUUUGACGUUAUUGUUAUUUCAACAGAACUGAUGGAAAAUAGGCAACAGUUCUUGUGGUGGAGUGUUACUGUUGUUAUGGUCAUAUUAGCUGUAACAUGCUGUGGAUUGGUGUUUGUAGUCGUUCGAAAGAGAGAGAAAAGAAAGCAGUGUCACAACAUACGGUAA
Molecule: messenger RNA, 1091 nt
Organism: Mytilus californianus (California mussel)
Lineage: Eukaryota; Metazoa; Mollusca; Bivalvia; Mytilida; Mytilidae
Exons: 5
Coding region: 132-1091 (319 amino acids)
Source: RefSeq, a predicted model, not a curated record